Cucurbita maxima (winter squash) is the source of this 1140-nucleotide messenger RNA. Its product is annotated as VQ motif-containing protein 4-like. Lineage: Eukaryota; Viridiplantae; Streptophyta; Magnoliopsida; Cucurbitales; Cucurbitaceae. The transcript has a single exon. Bases 217 to 948 code for a protein of 243 amino acids. The record is from RefSeq and is a predicted model, not a curated record.
AGUUGAAACCCCACAAGAAAUAAUAAAGUGAAAGACUUUGGAAGAGAACAAAGGUGAGAAAAAUAUAACAAUCAAAAGCCUAAUAAGCAUUUUCCCUAUUUUCUUUCCUUCUCCUUUCCUCCAUUCAAACCCCACCUCAAAUCCUCAUCUCUCACCCCCAUUUCCUGCCGACGAGCGGCGGCGGAGGCGGCGGCGGCACAACAACAAACCCCAUCAAUGGAAAUCACCUCUUCUUCAACCACAACAACAAGAUCAUCCCAUGAAAGAGAAACAAACCCAUCUCCCAAUACUUCCCCAAACAGCGCCGGCACCGCCAAUCCCCCGCCUCCUCCUUCUCCCAAGCUUCUCCCCAGAUCUGAUUCCAAUCCUUACCCCACCACUUUCGUUCAAGCAGAUACCACCAAUUUCAAGCACGUCGUUCAAAUGCUCACUGGCUCAUCGGAAUCUUCUCCCCGUCCACCACACCCACCGUCGUCUUCCAAACACUGUUCUAUUCCUCCGCCGUCACAAGACCCAUUUCAAUCCUCCAAGAACUUCGCUAUUCCUCCCAUCCGAACUGCCCCCAAGAAACAGCAGAGUUUCAAGCUCUAUGAAAGAAGAAAUCACCUCAAAAAUAGCCUCAUGAUCAAUACCCUAAUCCCUAAUUUCUCCUCUGCCGGUGGGUUUUCUCCACGCAACGCUGAGAUUCUCUCGCCUAGCAUCCUUGAUUUCCCUUCCCUUGCACUCAGCCCUGUUACGCCUUUGAAUGAUGACCCAUUGUUCGACAAAUCGUCAUCCUCGCCGUCGCUUGGCAGCUCAUCGGAGGAGGAGAAGGCGAUUGCCGAAAAGGGGUUUUACUUGCAUCCAUCGCCGAUGAACACACCGAGAGCCGCCGACCCGCCGCAGCUUCUGUCUCUGUUCCCGGAGACAUCGCCGAGGGUUUCUGGAUCGUCGUCGUCUUCUUCGUAAGAAAACGUGGGUCUCUGUUUGUUUGUUUUUGUAGAGAUUUCUAAGUUUUGAUUGAUUCCUCUUCCCCAAGAACGAGGAUCGUUGAUCAAUCAACUGGGUUUGAUGAAUUGGGAGGAGAGAGAUCUUGGUUCGAAUCUUCGCUUGUACAAUUUGAUGAGAAAUCCAUUGAACUGAACUUCCCUUUUAUUUCAA